Pieris brassicae (large cabbage white) is the source of this 3778-nucleotide messenger RNA. RefSeq names its product protein bicaudal C (gene BicC). The transcript is spliced from 21 exons. Bases 20 to 2572 code for a protein of 850 amino acids. Gene Ontology annotation, molecular function: RNA binding; protein binding. The record is from RefSeq and is a predicted model, not a curated record. Gene Ontology annotation, cellular component: cytoplasm. NCBI's taxonomy places the organism in Eukaryota, Metazoa, Arthropoda, Insecta, Lepidoptera, Pieridae.
UCAUCCCUUAUGUAUAAAAAUGGAAUCUAGUAAUUUUUUAAAUGUAAAAACGCACGUGUCUGAACUAAGAAAUGCCGAUAAGGACUCAGUAAGUGAGGCUUCAGAAAGUGGAACAAGUAAUUCCGUGACGUCAGCUGAAGACCUACAGAAUGUCGCUUUGAUAUUGGGACUGGCAAAUGCUGAGGAUGUUCAUCAAGAAAGAUUUCGGGUCGACAGACGGCGUUUGGAGGGUAUGCUUGCUGAUAAUCUGGAUGUGUCUCAAACGGCGCAGGCGUUCUUUCAAAAGGUUAUGGAUGAGACCCGCACGGUGAUCAACUGGCCUGCUCGCCUGAAAAUUGGAGCUAGAUCAAAAAAAGACCCGCACGUGAGAAUAUCUGGUCUCUCUGAAGAUGUGAAGCUGGCAAGAGAGAAAAUAAUGCAGUUACUAGACACUAGAAGUAACCGUGUUACAAUGAAAAUCGAUGUCAGCUAUACAGACCAUUCGCAUAUCAUCGGAAAGGGCGGCCUCACAAUAAAGCGUGUAAUGGAGGAGACAGGGUGCCACAUCCAUUUUCCGGAUUCGAACAGGACCAGCGCAGUAGAGAAGAGCAACCAGGUAUCCAUCGCUGGUGACAUGGAGAGGGUUGAGCGAGCACGCGCCAGGGUUCGAGCUCUAACACCACUGAUCUUCACAUUUGAGCUGCCAGUUGUAGCGGCCUCGAACCCACUUCCAGAAAUCACCUCGCCCUACGUCCAGCAGAUACAGGACAAAUUUAACGUUCAAGUGAUGAUUCGCAACCGUCCCAAAUUACACGCGAAUCUCGUCGUGGUUAAGGGUGUCCAAUGGGAAGUGCAGGCCACCAUGGAGGCAACCACUCUGCUGCUCAAUUACAUGUGUGGACAACAUGCUAAACAAACCCACGUCCAAAUGACGUUAGAGAUAUCACCAAUGCACCAUCCGGUGGUGGUGGGCCGUUCGUCUGAACAGUUGAAAGUGAUCAUGCGUACAACAGGCGCUCAAAUAAUGUUCCCUGACGCUGAAGAUCCGAAUAUACCCGCAUUGCGCAAGAGUUGUGUCACCAUCACAGGGGCUAUACAAAACGUGUACGCCGCUAGGCAGCAGUUGGUGGGAAGCCUCCCCCUGGUGGUGAUAUUCGAUGUCCCAGACGAUAUGUCGCAACGAUUCGAAAACGACAACGUCACGGAGCUGAUGAAUAAGUUUAACGUCUACAUCAGUGUGCGCAGGAAGCUCAAGCAAGGGAUUGCUUCUAUCGUCAUCAAGGGCAUCGAGAGAUGUGCUGGCGACAUCUACGAAGCUCGUCGCGAGCUACUCGGCAAGCGCGAGGCGUCUCUGAACGCCGAGAUACCGGAGAGCUACAACAUCCCGAGUCUGACGAACGUGAUGCCCAACUUUCCGCCCUUCAAUCCGUUCUCGCCGUCGCACUCCAGCGUCGCCACCAAUUCUCCUUGUUCACCGUUUUUGAGGGAUCUGUCAUCUUACGGCAGUCCGAUGUACGGGCAGCACCCACCUACGCCCGGCGGGUUUCCGGCACCCAUGUCUCCAGCCAUCCCGGUGUACGGCAACUGGCUCAUCCCGUCCCCGCAGCCUAGCACCAGCCAGUUCCAUUACCCAAUGCCGAGCCCCUCUGCGCCUUAUCAGGGACCUUGGAACUCGAUAUCCGGCAACGGCGAGAGCAACGUUUCCAGUACCAGCAUGAUGCAGCAGUAUCCUGGCAGCUCCCACCCACCCAACUGUGAGAGCAGACCGAUAUCUCUAACUCAGCUGCUGAACAGCAGCUCCGCCUGCAGCAGCGGAUACCAGAGCAACUUUACCGGCAGCUCCGUCUCCAUAGAUGCGCAGAAUAUCUCCGCCGGGGCUGAGAACAGCGUGGUGUCUCCUUCCGUGUCUCCCAUCAGCAAAUCUGCGGUCAGUCCAGCCCAGUCAUCAGAAAACGAUCGCUCACAGCAACAAGAACUAGCGAACCUCAUACUGGAGCUAAAGAACAGCGACCGUCGUGCUCCAGGAUGCGAGAAGAAGACUUUGGAGACCAUAAAACAGCUCUCACCGCUCUCUGAGUACCGGAAACUCCAGCAGGAGGCUAAUAAGGCAAUGCGCGAAAAUGUAGGCAGCGGGUAUCGCGUACCCACAACGAGAUGGUCCGGGCAUUAUUUCAGCAACACCAUGCCCGCUUCGAACGGAGCUGAACCAGAGAGCUCUCAUAGCACUCCUGACAAACAGCACAACAUUUUGGAUCUAUCGCGACUGAACAUAGUUGAUAAUUGUGCGACCCCACCGAAGACCAAGCCGUGCCGAUACCAACAGCUCUACGACAUGCUGCAAGACAUUGGCCUGCAGAAGUAUAUCGAUUUGUUUAAAACCCACGAGUUGGAUAUGUCCACAUUUGCUUCACUGAACGACGCUGAUUUGAUUGAGAUCGGAGUGACUGCCUUCGGCGCUCGCAGGAAGAUGCUGCUAACAAUUGCAAAGCUGCAAAAACAAGCGAGUACAUCUGGAAGCGUAACUCCCAAUCGCAACUUAAUAAAUUCACCUCCUCAGUACAAUACAAACGCUAUUUCUAAAAACAAUUGGUAAAAUCGGAUCCAAAACGCUUAUGAGACUUGAGCUGGUUUCAUAUUUACAUUGAUUCUGUGACCUUUAAAUACAUAGACUGCCUAAAAUAAAGCAAGACUAAAGUGUCCCAUAAGCGUUUAUUUAUAAGUAUUUCUCUAUCGUCCAGAAGCCGUAUCGGAGACCUUUCAACUAUCCGAUACCACUGCUGAACGAAUAGCGAUUCGUCGAUCUCAUUCCCGAUUCCAUUUGAAUGUAUGAAUGGAAUUUAAAUUUGAAAAUGGAAUCGGGCCUCAAUGCUCAAGACUGAUGAAAUGGAGUAUUUGACAGUUUAAUCUAUGGCCGUGUAACUGUCAUGAUUGUAGUCUAUGAUUGUUGUUAUUUUAUAGAAUUUUUAAUCGUAGCUCUAAGAGCGCAUUAGACGUGUAUUAGUCUCGAAUAGACAAUAAUUGUUGAAGUAAAUACGGGCCUUGGGCCAUAGAGUUAAGUGUAGUUUAAGUUUUUAAUAGCAUGUUUUAUCUUUUGAUUAUGAUUUUUUCUUUAGUUCAUCUGCGACAAUUGUAAUCACGUUUUUAAACUUUGAUUAUACACCAACGUCGAAUUACAGCCAAUCAGCUCUUUUGAUUACAUAUUGAAUUCAAAUAUGUUUCAUCUAAAGGACAUAAACGUUAUUUUUAAAAGGAAAUAUUUCGAGACUUUUUGGCUAUAUUCUCAUAAUCGAUUUUACGAUAUACUCGCUUUUAAAAAUAACAAAUUGAUGGCGAAUCAAUGACAUUUGGUAAUCAUACGUCACCUUUGGAUUAAAUCACAUGACCACCGAGAAUUCCGGCAUUUUUUGUCUUUGAGCCGUAUUUUAAUCAGAUAACAUAUUUUUUUAGUUGUAAGUGCAUUUUUGAUUUUAACAACAUUUAACAUACUAAUCUAAUCAAAGUAUUGUAGUAAUGUUUUGGCGCAUAAUAUUUGCGUUCAUUUAAUUAUUUCUUUUAACACCACGAUAUUAUGCGACAUUCCAUUUACUUUUUUAUAUUUUUAAGUUCACAUUUUAAUCAUGAGCUUUUCCUCCAUUUUAACAACUGAUUAUGCAAUGGUUUAAAUGAUUAUGGUAUCAACGAAAUUUUGAAUUAUUUCUUCGCUGGUUGAUUGGAAAUGAUUUGAAAUGGCAGUUGCUUUUUAAGUUUUUCUUGUUUUUUUUGAAGUUUUGCUUGAAUAAAUUAUCCAUUAAAUUUUGAG